Mugil cephalus (flathead mullet) is the source of this 7643-nucleotide messenger RNA. RefSeq names its product solute carrier family 2, facilitated glucose transporter member 1-like. Lineage: Eukaryota; Metazoa; Chordata; Actinopteri; Mugiliformes; Mugilidae. Gene Ontology annotation, biological process: response to insulin; monosaccharide transmembrane transport. Gene Ontology annotation, cellular component: basolateral plasma membrane; apical plasma membrane. The record is from RefSeq and is a predicted model, not a curated record. Gene Ontology annotation, molecular function: hexose transmembrane transporter activity.
UGAGACCGAAGUAACCGAAUAAAGCCUCGGAUCAUAAUAGGACAUAGAAGCCGCCUCGCUUCGCUUUGCAUGUGUGGGAUGCGGCGGUGGAGCCAUGCACUCGUGCACGUAACAGCAAAAGGGGGCGGGGCCACCGCACGCAUCCCUGCAUCCCCGUCCUCUCAUUGGUUGCUGAAAAAACGGGAAUACAAAUAAAUAAAUAAAAAAGAGCCAGUGCGUGCGGUUACGUGCGGUUCUCCUCGCAGCUCCUGCAUGAGACGGAUUUAACGAGGAGGAGGAGGAGGAGGGAGGCAGCUCUGCAGCGCGACCGGGGAAGCUUUGUCACGACAGCUGUCAGCGCCGGCGGGCGGGUCCUGCGAAGCCUUUUAAUAACCACCACCACCACCUGAAGAUCCCGACUUCUCCCUGAAAUCAGUUCUACAGAAAAAACAAGAAAACACCCAGAAUUUAGAAGAUGGAGACACAGGAAAAGCAGGUCACAGGUUACCUCCUGUUCUCCCUGGCCACCGCCGUCAUCGGCUCCCUGCAGUUCGGCUACAACACGGGAGUCAUCAACGCUCCGGAGCAGAAACUUAAAGCCUUCUUUAACAGCACCUGGAUGGAGCGGUACGGUGAACCCAUCAGCGCCGGAGUCUGCACCAUCGUGUGGAGCGUCACCGUCGCCAUCUUCAGCGUGGGCGGCAUGGUGGGCUCCUUCAGCGUGGGGGUCAUGGCCAACAGGUUUGGGAGGCGUCGCUCCAUGAUCCUCGUGAACAUUCUGGCCGUGAUCGGUGGCCUCCUCAUGGGCUUCUCCACCAUGUGCUCCUCCUACGAGAUGGUGAUCGCCGGCCGCCUGGUCAUCGGCCUGUUCUCCGGCCUGUUCACCGGCCUGACCCCCAUGUACGUGGGCGAGGUGUCGCCCACGCCGCUCCGGGGGGCUUUCGGCACGCUGCACCAGCUCGGCGUGGUGGUGGGCAUCCUCAUCGCUCAGAUCUUUGGCCUGGAGGCUCUGCUGGGCUCUGACAAGCUGUGGCCGUUGCUGCUGGCCCUCACCGUGUUCCCCGCCGUGGUGCAGUGUAUCCUGCUGCCUUUCUGUCCCGAGAGCCCUCGCUUCCUGCUCAUCAACCUGAAGGAGGAGGAGAAGGCCCGCAAAGCGCUGGUGCGUCUCCGUGGCACCGAGGACGUGAGCAAAGACCUGCAGGAGAUGAAGGAGGAGAGCGCCAAGAUGGCCAAGGAGAAGAAGGUGACCAUCGCCGAGCUGUUCCGGUCGCCGUCGUACCGGCAGCCGCUGCUCAUCGCCGUCAUGCUGCAACUCUCCCAGCAGCUGUCAGGGAUCAACGCCGUGUUUUACUACUCCACUGGCAUCUUUAAAUCGGCCGGAGUAGAGAAGCCAAUCUACGCCACCAUCGGCGCCGGCAUCGUCAACACCAUCUUCACCGUCGUCUCCCUGUUCCUGGUGGAGAAGGCCGGACGAAGGACUCUGCACCUCCUGGGACUGGGUGGGAUGGCGAUCAGCGCUCUGCUCAUGACCAUCUCCCUCCUCCUGAAGCACAUCCGCGUUAUGAGCUACAUGGCCAUCAUGGCCGUCAUGCUCUUCGUGGCCAUGUUUGAGAUGGGCCCCGGCCCGAUCCCAUGGUUCAUCGUGGCCGAGCUCUUCUCCCAGGGGCCCCGGCCGGCGGCCAUGGCCGUGGCCGGCUGCUGCAACUGGACGGCCAACUUCCUGGUUGGAAUGAGUUUCCCCAAACUGGUGGAGUGGUGCGGCCCCUGGGUCUUCCUCAUCUUCAUGGCCUUCCUCAUCUUCUUCUUCAUCUUCACCUUCAUCAAAGUCCCUGAGACGAAGGGCAAGACCUUCGAUGAAAUCGCCCAAUGCUUCGGCAGCGCCCCGCCUCCCGUCUCCUCGCCUGACGACGACCCCCUCGCCACCCCCAGCGCCGCCGUGACGCACCCCGCCUCCCCCGUGAAGGAGAAGGUCCCCCUGGUGGAGGCGCCGCCUGCAGCAGCAGCAGCAGCAGCAGCAGCAGCAGGAGGAGGAGGCGGGGCUACAGAGUCCACGCCGCUGGGAGUUAAACCGGGAAGCACCGGAGACAAAGUGGAGCAGGUGUAGAUUUAACUUCAGGCUUUAAAGGGAGGUUAGAAAUGAGGGAAUCCAAAAAAAAAAACACUGUAAAUGUAUCUGUUUAAUUUUGUAUAGAGAGCAGCAGGCCUUCAGAGGCUCAUGCUUCUUGCUUUCUGAUCACUCCUCGGACUUCCUAUUUUUCUGUGAGGUUCCUUCUUUUAGCAUCCUCUCUUCCUUUGGGAGGAAGCAUCACUGUUCAAUACGACAGGUUUAACACAGAGAAAAAGAGCCGUAGGAGUCUGAACUUGACUCCAGGUUUCUAGGUGACGAUGACACGGAGAGAGAUCAUCCACUUUUAUUCCAGAUGUAGAAUACUGUAGAGGAUGCUGUAGUGCAAUAUAACUGAAACCGCUGUUAACCUGUUUGGAAGAGUUCUCAAAUCACAUUUUUAAAAGCUCCUCCUCAUUUAAGAGCUCGUAGCGAAGCCAAAGCACUGAACCCGGUGAACACGUGUGACCUCAGAUGUGUUUUUUCCGGUUGUUAAAUUGUAUAAUUAGAAUUAGCAGCAAGCAACAGGUUCCUGCUGAGUUUAAUUCAUGUUCGUGCCAAGAAAAGAAAAAAAAAAAAGUUUAACUUCAUUUAGUUGGAGUUUGGCGCCCCCUUUGGUGAAAGGCGGCCGCUGUUCUGCUUUCUGAAAACAAUUAGAAAAGAGAGAAUCAAAGCCAUUUAGGACCUGUAAAGAAAAAAACAGCAUUAUUUUAAGCAUCACAGUAGGGUAACGUGCAAUCUAUAUAUUUUUUGUUAAAGGGAGCAUUACUAUAGUAUUUAUUGCUUUAGUUUAGAGACAGAUUUUUUUUUUUAUAUAAAGUCUAGAGUUUAAUUCAGAUUUCCAGGUAGGAAAGUCUGCAUGUAGUGGCUAAAACUAACACCCAGGCGUCACUUAAAGUGCAGCCCAUAGAGACACACACAUCAUAAACUCUCUAUUUACGUGCACCGUGCGUGGUAGAAUCAGUAAGUCAUUGUCGAGCUAGCAGACUGCUACUAAUCUAAACUCUAUUUACCCGAGCGACUCUGUGUAUCCGGCCCAAGCUGAUGUUAUAGAGUAGAAAAUGUGCAAUCAAUGUAGAAUAAUACCGGGUAGAGGCAACUAAAGGGGAAGUGCUAAUACUGUAACCAAGAACGGGUAAAUGACGAUCAGAGGGAGGGGCUGGGUAUGGGGGGGGGGGGGGGGAGUCUUGGUAGAAGAUUGUAUUUUUAGUUUUUAGAAAGGGAGAAAUUGAAAAUCAUUGAUGUACGGUGAGUUUAUCUAGCAUUAUUUAAUGCCGUGCUUUUAUUUUGAAAUGAAAGUGUGGUAGUCAGAUAAGGAUGGAGGGAGGGGGCGCAGAUCUUCUCUGAUUGGUUGAUUGUUUUUUGUUGUUGUUGUUUCUUAUAAUUUGUGCCCCAUAGACUGUAGUUUUCUUCCCCGUGCUCUUUAAUCUGUGUCACUCGGAGAACAGGGGUUACAUCCUGUAACCACAAUCACUUACGUUUAGUUUAUUCUGACAGAUUUAUGUUUUGAAUUUUAAAAAUCAUUGACGUACGGUGAGAUUAUCUAUCUUUAUUUAGUGCUGUGAUUUUAUUUUGAAAUGAAAUGGUGGUAUUUUGUUAAGUAAGAAAAGGACGGAUGCGGGAAGAGCUCAUUGGAGGGAGGGGGCGCAGGUCUUCUCUGAUUGGUUGACACACUAAUGGAAAAAAAAACCUUGUUUCUUAUAGUUUGUUCCCCAUAGAUUGUAGUUUUAUUUACUGUACUCUUUAAUUUGUGUUACUCGGAGAACAGGGGUUACAUCCUGUAACCACAAUCAUUUUAGUUUAAUGAAACUUUCAUAUUUAUUUUUCAUGACGGUUAAAAUUACAAUCUGUAUUUAGAAAAACUACAUAACCCCCCCUCAAAUCCUCCCAGACAUAAACACUGUUUGUAUUUUAGAGCAGUUUUAUGUUCUGAUAAAGAGAAAGAAUAAUGUGUAGGCACUGAAAACCAGGCUCCGUCCAACGUGUUUGUGGCUUAAUUUGUCGCCUCCGGACACUUCACGCUUUGUGUAGAAUCGUCACAGAUUUAUUAUAUAUAUAUAUAUAGUAUAUGUGGACACAAAAGUAUAUUUUCUAUAUUCCGUAGUGGAUUAUUGUAGAUUGUUUAAAAAAAACAACAGUUGCACAUUGAGAUCUUAUUUAUUUAUUUAUUUAUUUGUGUGCUAUCCAUUCCUGGCUGGUGUGUGUGGGGGUUUCUCGGUUCCGUUGUGUAUUGCUGAUGUAUUUGUGGACGACAGUGACGUGCUGUGUUUGCACUGAGGGAGCCGUGUCCUCUCUGGUAGUUUUUUCGGUGUCGUACUGCGGUGUUUCUCCAGCUUCCUUCAACGUGGCAACAAAACCCGAACUCGGCCGUCGUAUCCUGAGACAAGAUUUGUGUGUUCGUCCCGUUCCUCUUAGGUUCCUCUUAGGUUCCUCCGGUGCAGUUAAAGGAUUUUAAAGGGAAGAAAUUAAAUAUAAAAAUGAGAGGAAAGAGUAUUUUUGAUGGAGGUUGGUCAAACUGCCCGUUUAUAGGGGAAUCAGGGAUUGCCAGUUGUUUGAAAGAGAUUUUGUACCGACCCAAUAAAAUGUGUGCAUUGUUAUUAAAAUAAUAAUAACGACAUGUGAAAGGAUUUAAAUCAAACAUAUGGACCCAGGUCAUUUCUCCGACCCAUAGCCAGCUGCUUUAUGCACAUCCCCACAUCUCAGUGUACAAAGAAAUAGAAAGAGUAUUACGUUGUAAAUAUGUGUUUUAUAAAAAUACAAAGAGUACUAUUUAUAUGUUGACUUGCACGCUUCUGUCUGUGAGUGUGUGUUUGGUUUUUAUUUUGGCUUGGGGGGCGGGGGGGUGCUCAUUGUCGUGAAUGUGAGUUGAUCACUGCUCUUCCAUUUUCAUGUCUUUGCCGCUCAGUUGCAGCCACAGUGUUUGUCCUUAAAAGAGAUUUUUUGCAUAAAAAUGCCUGAAAAUGUUUGACAAUUUUCUACUUAAGUUGUAAAAGUAGACAAAGAGGACACAAUCAGACAAACAAAAUGGAAAUAUUAUGCUUUUGUGUUUAUUUAAUUGAGAAAAUGAAUCCUUCUUCUCUUAUAUCUGUGACAUAUAUAGGACUGAAAUGAAAUUCCUCAAAGGCCUGUGGUGCAGCAACAACGCAAAUAAAUGUAAACAUAAAAUGCGCAAAUGUUGAGAUUUAAAAAGGAGGAUAAAUAUAUAUAAAAUAUAGCCCGUAUUUACAAAGUAGACUGCAAAAACAAAAACAUGACAAUAUACAUAAAGUGUCUGGUGCAACCCCUUGAUUUGAAUAGUGAAAAUCCUCCUAGUGCAGCAGUUACCCACAACUAAACAUUUAUGGUAACCGCUGAUCUGUCGCCUGCAGCAGCUUAGAGGAAUUUUGACAUACUGUUCCUAGAGGUGCACUUAAUUCUUCAACACGAAGGUGUGUAUAAUGUUGGCCCAUUUUCCUGAAUGGACAAAUAUUUUUGUUAUAUUUCACAAUUGUUUGCAUAAAAAUGCAGGAAAACAACUGCAGAAGCCGUGAAACUAGACAAAGAGAAGCCAAUCAGACAAACAAAAUGGAAAUAUUGAGCUUUUGUGUUUAUUUAAUUAAGAAAAUGAAUCCUUUUCUAUUAUCUGUGAGUUGCUAAACUCAGUGAACCCUUGUUUUGUCAAUUCUGACAUGUGCAACACAUAUACAGGAUUAAAUUUACACUCCUCAAAGGCCUACGGUGCAGCGACUAUACAAAACAUGUAAACAUAAAAUGUGCCAAUAUUGAGAUUUAAAAAGGAGGAUAAAUAUAUAUAUAUAUAUAUGUGAAAUACAGCCUGUAACAUGACAUGGCACAUGACAAUAUACAUGAAGUGUCUGGUGCAACGCCUUGAGUUGAAUAGUGAAAGUCCGCUGUGACCAUCUAAUGCAGCAGUUACCCGCAACUAAACAUUUAUGGUACCCGCUGAUCUGUCGCCUGCAGCAGUUUGGAGGAAUUUUAGCGAAACAGAGCUGCUUCACUCCUAGAGGUGCACUUAAUUCUUCAACACGCAGAUAUGUAUAACCUCCUCAUAUGGGGACAUAAUGUUUUAGGUUUGUUGCAGCUUCUUUUUUUACUUCAUUUAAACCUGCUUUAGUCUCCCAUCUAGCGGUAGCAAAGGGUCAAUACACUAGAAGAUGAUAGUGGGCUGAUUCAUUCUACAGCCAGUCAUGGACAAAAGUGGACAACGUACAAAACAUCAUCAAAUUCUACGGGUGAAACUUGUUUAUUUAUGCUAAGUAACUUUUCUAAUUUGAUAUCACACACAAAUCUAACAAAUUUAUCAAUAGUAAUGAGCUACAACGUCACUAAUUAGCAAGUACUCGUCUGAGGACAUUGGGAUUUCAUCGUUUGCAAUUCUGUUAGUUUUAUAAUUUCUGAGACCUUACGUCCUCAUAUGUGGAUGUUAAGUUUUGGGGUUUGUGGCAGCUUCUUCUUCAUAAUUAGACACGAGUUGCAUUGCAGCAAACAUGAUGCAGAGAGUUUCAGUGCAAAAAUGUGCAAAACCUCAUCAAAUUUUGUAGUUUUAACUUGUUUAUUAACUUUUCUAGUUUAAUAUGAGACGCCAAUGUAACAAAUUCUAUCAAUAGCAACGAGCUGUAACUUCUCUAAUUAGAAAACACUCGUUUGAGGACACUGGGAUUUCAUUGUUUGAGAUUCUGUCUUUGCACAGCCAUGUUCAGUUUUAUAUUUUGUUACACUUUGGUGACGUUAUUAAAAUAUACAGUGAAAUGAUCCACCACUUAAUCUUCACUAGUGUUUUUUUUUGUGCUAAUAAUAAUAAUAGUAAUAAUCCCAAAUUCCUUGGAGAAAUUAUAAAUACACACCAAACAAAAGCCUCCUGAGAUUAAUAUUGGCUCAUUUUCCUGAAUAGACAAAUACCUUUACUGGACGGACAGCGGUUAUUCUAAAAGGUUUUUCAAUUAUAUCAUGUGAGUUACUAAAGUAAACGAAGCCACAACCAAAAUAUUGUUUGGUAACUUGGAGGAAUUUUAGCUUCAGAACCACUUCAGAUGUGAGAUGUUGGUUCUAGACAUGCACUUAAUUUUGCAACACACAGAUAUUGGCUCAUUUUUGUAAAUAUAAAAACACACAAGUAUAAUAUUUCAGGACAUUUUUAUGCAUCUGCUCAUGUUGUCAAAAUCAGUCUAACAAUUCGUUCUCAUUGGCCAAAAUUAUUUCGUAUUAAUCAUCACUUCUUGAAUUUGACGAAGCUUCGGCAGCUCUGAUCUUUGUUGUGUUGUGUGUUCGGUCCUGUCGUCUUGUUGUUGUUCCUGUUUGUGCUUCUCUGUACCUCAGACUGUUUCCCAGUUUGUGUGUUUGUGUGUUUGUUUAUGAGGUGAAAUCAUCGAGGAUGUUUAUCCAGGAAACUGUUUGUACGGUUGAAUUAAAGUGAUGUAUCGUGACGUCGGUGCAGAGACAGAUCGGAGACACAUCACAGCUGUCGUCUUUCAGUUAAGAUUCCAGCGACGCACCCCAGCUGUUUUUAUUUGUACAUAUAAGAUAUGAUGUUGUUAAAUAAACUAUUCACCAUGUAACCAAA